UCAUUAGAGCAAUAAAUGGUGGCCAGUUAGUCGGUCACAUAAAAAGCCAUACAUUCCUCAAAAUUUCCACACUCAAGUGAAAGUCCAGGCACACGAUCCCGUAAUGGAAGAGAUCACAAUCAUAAUGGCAGCACUCUCCACCCUCAAUUCUCCCCAACUCACAGAUAUCACAAGCUCCAUCCUCUCGCAAACCGUCCGCCGCCGCCGCCGCCUCUCGUCCCUCCUCUGUUCUCCCUCUCUUUUCUCCCUCACCUUACACCAUCUCCAUUCCCUCUCCCUCAUUCAGAAGACCUUACUCAUUUCCAAACACCUCCUCUCAUCCCUUCACUGCCUCACACGUCACUUCCACCCAACAACCCUUAUUCCACCGCACCCCAACACCACCAUCGAACACCGUGACCUCGACGCUGCAUUGCUUCUUAUUUUCCUUUGUGAUGUACACCAAGAAAACCCCGAAAUACUUAAAACACCAAUCGCUGAAUGGCGUGAGGGUUUGAGGAAACAUUACUCUGAAACUGUGCUAAGGCAAACAAGCAUUGUGGUGCAUUAUGGUGGUGUCCUUCUACCAUAUGUUGAGAUGAUAAUAAGGUGUUGGCGGUUCGUUGGUAUGAUGGCUGGUUGUACAGUGAGGGAGGGGAGGGAGUUGGCAGCAGCUCCGGCAGCAGUGGUGGCGCUUCCGGCAGUAGAGGUGAGAGGAGGUGGUGAGGAGUGUGUGAUAUGUAGGGAAGAGAUGAGUGAAGGUAGAGAUGUGUGUGAAUUGCCAUGUGAACACUUGUUUCAUUGGAUGUGCAUUUUGCCAUGGCUAAAGAAGACGAAUACAUGCCCAUGUUGCAGGUUCCAGCUUCCAACUGAAGAUGUGUUCGGAGAGAUCGAACGGCUGUGGAGUGUUAUGAUCAAGAUUGGUAAUGGGGCCCUCAGUGGGGAAUAUUGCACGUGAUCGAUGUUGAUAAUGGCAUGAAUUGUAGACGUGGAAGAAUCGCAAGGACUUAUUGGCCUCUAGUGAAUUUGGACAAUUGUGCAUUUACGAGGCGGCAAACGUAUAUAGUAUAAUGAAUGGUUGCGAUGAAUAGGCUGUAGAGGAUCACUUGUUGAUGAUAAAGACCCCUGUGGUUUAGGUCUGGGGCAUGCUUGUAGAAUUAUCGAUUUGUAGCUAAAUAGAUGAAAGGAUUACAUAUAUUAUUGGGGUUGCUUGGAAAA
Molecule: messenger RNA, 1197 nt
Organism: Populus nigra (black poplar)
Lineage: Eukaryota; Viridiplantae; Streptophyta; Magnoliopsida; Malpighiales; Salicaceae
Product: E3 ubiquitin-protein ligase SGR9, amyloplastic-like
Exons: 1
Coding region: 104-937 (277 amino acids)
Biological process (GO): protein ubiquitination
Cellular component (GO): cytoplasm
Molecular function (GO): ubiquitin protein ligase activity
Source: RefSeq, a predicted model, not a curated record